AUGGCGUUCCGAUUCCGGAGAGAGGGGGAUUUCAUCAAGCACAGGGUGCACAUGGAGCGCAUGGGUAUAUCUCCAUGGAUCGAGGACUUCAAGUAUCGAGUGGUCGACUGGCACUACCAGUACUACAUGGGCCCCAAGGCCAGAAAUGCCGUGAUGUCGAACCAGAGGCACGCUCGAUCCAUCCAGGACCUGUACGACAAGAGAGCGAACGGCUUCGUGCAAAGACUUUCAAAGGAUGAUGCAGCCUCUGCGCGAUACUCCAGUGCAAGGACGAAGUACUUCACCUGGACCACAUGCCUGCCAAGGGUCACGCCGCUGCAGAGGACUUCCAAUCCGUUCUGCCCGAUCACGCCCAAUAAAACGGGCUGGCGCGAGUACAUCGAGCAGAAGGAGGUUCGGGGCGCUGUCCGGCCGAAGUCUCCGAAAGACAAGCAGCACAAAAUCCAGCACAUCAUGGAUCCGAAGCCCAAGGGCCCCAAGCAUGUCAUGUCUGGGACCGACGACACCGUCCCAAUCUUUCCGACACAGUGA
Symbiodinium sp. CCMP2456 is the source of this 531-nucleotide messenger RNA. The record is from the annotation of a GenBank genome assembly. NCBI's taxonomy places the organism in Eukaryota, Dinophyceae, Suessiales, Symbiodiniaceae.